Molecule: messenger RNA, 642 nt
Organism: Penicillium taxi
Lineage: Eukaryota; Fungi; Ascomycota; Eurotiomycetes; Eurotiales; Aspergillaceae
Exons: 1
Coding region: 1-642 (213 amino acids)
Source: RefSeq, a predicted model, not a curated record
AUGACUUCAUUCACUUGCCCGCCUGGCAGCAGUCAAGGUACCUUCUCUACCCUUCGAUCAUAUCUUGACACGCGUCGCCGGGGCAGCAACGAUUCCGAUUGCACGGAAAUUAUAACCCAAGAGGAUGCCAAUGAAGACGGCAAUAAUGUUCAGAUUAAACAAUCAGAAAAAAAACCCUAUAAUCCCAUGUCACCUACCAAGCGAGACUUGCCCUGCUGUUAUGAUACAAACUUGGUAGUCAGUCAACUACCAGCUCGCGCAGCCACUGUGGACCCCUCGUCUACUUCUACUGAUCAACCUCUAUCAUCUUCAGAUGAAAUAAUUGCUUCUAAACGACUUUCUCUAACCACUGAGAUAGAAAAAGAUCAGGGGGAAGAAGAAUUCUACUAUUUGAGCAGCCUAAUCACUGUCUCUGGCCAAGAACCACCAAGUUUACGCAGACAAAUAUCAAGUAUCUGCCUUACCGAGAAGUAUUGCCAAUCAGCUGACAACAAACCUGCAUUACAGCACAAUCAAAAUACUACAAGUCUCCCCAGACGGCCUGGUCAAAGGGUGCCCCUCAAACCUGUUCGAUACAGCUCCUUGCCUGCUGUCUAUGUGAUACCCAAGAAUAUUAGACUUAGGCCGGAGGUGCGUUUCUAA